This is a messenger RNA of Gryllus bimaculatus (two-spotted cricket), 8461 nucleotides long. Lineage: Eukaryota; Metazoa; Arthropoda; Insecta; Orthoptera; Gryllidae. The record is from the annotation of a GenBank genome assembly.
AUCAUGAAGUAGUCAAGUCUAAUGGCAACUGUUCACAGGAAGUUUGCUAAUGUUAAAUUUCUUUCAUACUGUUUCAAACAAAAUACAAGAUCAAAUAUUUUAAAAUAUAUAUUUACAAAUAGACGUACAAAGAAUAUUUAUUUUAAAACGCAAUUGAUAAUGCGCUAGGUGAUUCACAUUUGUUUUCCGAAAGAGAGUCGAUGGUCGCAAGUUGCAUCACGUGUGCGUUGCGGCCAACGGGAAUUAAUGCAGCUGCCGCCAUAUUCUCUUGUCCCCCUGCGAGAGUUGUCAGGGUAAAUUUCGGAAUGGAAGAAUUAAAUUCUUAAGCGUGUGUGUACUUGUGCGCGAAGCCAUGGCCAAGGGAAACAAUAAUAUAAGAAAUAAGAAGCCACAUUCUUCGAAGCCGUAUGAUGUGUCAAAUUCUUUUGUUAAAAAGGUGACAUCAGGUGUGAGUAGUUUGCUACCUCAAACGUCUUGGUUAAGCCGCUGGUUUGCCUCGACCACUUCAUCUGGAGAAGAUACUCCUACUUCAACGAAUAUUGUAGAAGAUCAUGAAGAACAUCAUUCACCACCUACUAAACGUGCCAGAAUUCCAUUGAAUCGCUCUUUUCCUGCAAAUAGUUUUCGUGUUUCAUCUCCUAUAGAUAGAGGUGAAACUCAUCCUUGGCCAAGUGAAUCGGUUGCCAGUCCUAUUCCUAAUGUGUUCUCGGAUUCUGCCGUUGCUGGUCCCAGUGGUCUUAGUAGGACACCUAUAGCAUCAGGUCCAUUUCAGUCUACCAGUACUGCUGUGGAAGGUUUGGAUGGGAAAAUCAAUGGCGAUGGGGGAUCUGACAGUAGUGAGUCAACCAGUGGCUGUUCAUCACUGGCUCCACAAAGAGCUCCUUCUAGCAGUACCACUGCUGCACAUCGUUCCUCAGUGGAUAACAAAUUGUCCAACCAUCUAUCAUCUUAUUCUCUUUUUCCUUCUGCAACGCACAAGCUUAGUCCUUCAAUUAAUCCGUCACUCAGUAGAAGAAGGCCAUCUUUCAAUGUCUCUUCUUUUGGUUCUCCAAAUCUUGAUUCAAGUAAAUUAUCUCGAGAAUCUUCACUCAAUUCUCCAUUCUAUAUUGGUCGCACUAUGUAUGGAGGAGCAUCAGCUUAUCGUCGCCCUAGGGAAGGUGCCUCUUCUGAGAGCUUUUUGUCUUCAACACGCCGUGGCGGUAUUACUGUUCGUCCAGCUAAUGAGAAAACCCAAACAGCUUCAGCUGAAACCAGUAUGAGUCAGACUGCAAGACGCAUAUUAGAAGCACUUGAACAGUUUUCAUCUCCUGUGUCAGAUGCUCGUCGAAUGCCACUUCCACCUCAACCAGUUUUGGGUUCAAAGCGUAAGAGAAUAUUGGAGACUUCACCGACCAAAUCACCUGCAGUUCCUGCUGCAAUUACAAACCCACUUACCAUUCCAAUGCCUCCUGAACGACUGCGUUUACACAGGCUUCAAGAUGUCACUGAGGCUGCGCGAAGAAUUGCUAGCUCAGUGUCAAGUACUAAUAAGUACACUAUAAGAAGCAAUGAUGAUGGCAGUCUUCGAGGGGGCACUGGCAAAGUGACAAAAUCCAAACCUUUGGAUGAAGAUGAACAGCUAUUGCCAGUGAAUCUCCCUAACAUUUCAUUGCCUAUAACAACAUUGCCUUCUUUUGAUUUAUUCAAAAUACCCGUUCCAACCACCAGUGCAAAUUCUCGGACAUCUAACAAUUCAUCGAAGUUUACUGUUAAAGAUGGGGAAUCUAGUGACACAGUGGAGGUGGAAAAGAGCAAGACAUCUUGUGCUACCUCGUCUACUAUCAGUGGAAGUAGUAGCAGCAUUGUAGAAACAGCAACAGCUUGUAGUGGCUCAGAUCCUUACCAUGUUACUAAUAGCUCUGUAAAACUAAAAGGCAAAACAGAGAAAUCAAAUAGUAUAAAUUCGUCUGUUAUGCCCAAUUCAAGUGUGGUUUCUUCGUUUAUGGCCAAAGGUGCCCAAUUUUCAACAGUAUGUGCUGAUAGUGAUAAUAGUCCAAUGACUAAUGACUAUUUCUUCUCAACUCCUACAGUUCUACCUACUUCAAGGUCCAAGGAAUCUAUUGAGUCAAAAACUAGUAAUUUUGAUUUUUCUAAGCCUGAAGUGCUAGACAGUGGAAAAUAUACAAGUAAACUUAAACGAAAUGAACCAAAUGGUUUCCACAAACUUAACAGUAACUCUAAAGUUGAUGAUGUCAAGGAGUCUGUUGUGUUAAGUGCAAGUCUCAAAGAAACCUCUGGAAAAAUGAGUGCAAGCCAAGAGAGUGUGUGUGGUGCAGAAAAUGUUGCAACAAAUGCAAGCACUACCAAAAGAACUCAGAAUAAUGGGUGGGGUGCUAAAUUCAGUGUACCAGAUUCAUGGGAAUGUUCUUCUUGUCUUGUUCGCAACAAAAAAGAUGUGAAAAUUUGUGUGUGUUGUGGAGGUAAGCAACCUUCUACUCAAUCUGAUUCCAAAAAUAAUGAUGAUAAACAUCUUAAAAAAGAUAAAGAAACUCCUCUUAUCUCUUCAGGAUGGGGUAGUAAUUUUGCACUUCAGUCAGGAAUGUGGGAAUGUUCUACAUGUCUUGUUUGGAACAAAGCAACUGAAGAUAAAUGUGUAGCUUGCUCUGAACCUCGACCUGCUGCAGAUAAACCAGGGCCAGGAAAAGCAGAAGCAGCAGCGACAGCAACAACCAUCACAACUGCAGGCAGAAGUGCCGGAGCUGGUGAUUGGGGUUCUCAGUUUAAGUUGACAGCUGGAAAAUGGGAAUGUUCAGCAUGUUUUGUACGAAAUGAAGAUAAAGAUCAGAAAUGUGUUUCAUGCACAACACCUCGAAAAACUGAAACAAGUCGUAAAAAAGGUAAUGAUUCUGUAAGUGGAGAAGUGAGAAGUGAUUGGGGACAAAAGUUCAAGAAACCAAGUGAUAGUUGGGAAUGCCCUGUAUGCAUGAUUCAGAAUAAAAGUUCUUCAAUGAAAUGUGAUGCAUGCGAAGAACCAAAACCAGGAAUUGAUACAAAUCGUUCUAGUACUGGUAGCAGCAUUAAAUUUAAUUUUGAAAUGCCAUCUGGAGCAUCAAAUUUCAAAUUUGGAAUAGAUAAGGCUGAGUUGAAACAGUCUGAAACAGUUAGUGCCACAUUCGCGUUUGGAGGAAGUACCAAAACUGAGGCUUCUGGGGCACCAGCGCAGAUGAAUUUUAAAUUUGGUGCACCUUCAGCAGAAAAUAAAAUUCCUUCAGGAAUUAAAUUUGGUAUCUCUCCUGCUGUUGAGUCUUGUGUAUCUGUUGGGAAACAGGUGUCUAAAGUUGGAGAAAGUGUUACUCCAGCAUCUUCUGAAAACGCUUCAUCUCAGACUUCGGGCUUGUCUCAAAAGCCAUUGCAACUGUCAGAAACUUCAAAAACCUCUGGCAUUUCCUUUGGAAUUCCAACCAGUGAAAACACUGGAGAAUCUAAAGCAUUGGCUAAUGCUAAUGAAAGUGAUUCGCUCAGAAAAGACUUACAGUUCACUGUUUCUCAAAGUCCUCUUGCAAGUAGCAUUGAGGAGGCAAAUAAUAAAGGGACAUCAUUUGCCGCUCCAGUUCAGAAUACGGAGCAGAAAAAUGUGAAAGAAGUAAAGCCAAGUUUUAAUUUUGGUUCUCCUUCCCCUGCUUCAGUUACUUCAUCUACUUCAUUAGCUUCUAGUGCAUCUGUAUCUUCUGCUACAACAAAAGCUGGUGGAUUUACUUUUGCAUUAAACACAUUAUCAUCUGCUUCAACCACAAGUGUUGCUGUGACUACUACAGCUAAUGUAGCUGCUCCCAUUUCUAGUACACCUUCAUCUUUAUUUGCUUUUGGAAGUAACUCCACAUCAUUUAAACCCACUACAAGUGCUCCUGCUUUUUCGUUUGGUACUCCAAGUGUCCAAACAACUGCAAGUGGCGUCUUUGGAGCAGCAGCUGGUGGCCAGUUUAAGUCAUCUAGUGAAGGAGUAUUUUCUAAUAAAUCAGUGGCUCCUGCUGCAGCUGUUUUUGGAGGCAGUUCUCCUGUUCCACCCAAAAAUGCAUCAUUGCCAAGUUUUGGAUCUAUCACUACUUCUCCUACAUCUGUUACUUCCACCACAAUCACCACCACUACCGCCACCAGUGUUUCAACAUUUGGUAACUCCGCCUCUGUAUUUUCAUCACCCAGUGCCACUACAGUAUCAGUUACAUUUGGUUCUGGAACGACAAAACCGGUUUUUGCAAAUGUUAAUAGUGGUUUUGGCUCAGCUACUACUGCUGGAGGUAUUCCUUCCACUACUACAGUUACAACUACAAACAAUACAUCAGUUCCAACAUCAAGUUUUGCAAUACUAACCACUUCUGGAAGCUUUGUAGUUCCUGCUUCAACAGCUUGCUUUAGUACGACUGUUCCCACCUAUGGGAGCUCUACCACUCCUACCGCUCCAUCAGGUUUUGGUGUCGGUACGACAACUGCAAGUGUACCCACAACAGUACCAUCAACCCAAACACCAGCAUCCAGUUUUGGUCCUCCGCCACCUGUUGCAUUUGGUGCUACCACAACCACUGGAAAUAGUUUUGGAACAAACAAUGUAACACAGAGUUUUAGUACGACAGCAACUAAUGUAUUUGGCGCCAGUAAUCCGCCAACCUUUGGAUCUGCUUCUACCCCUGCGUUUGGGGCUGCGUCUGGGGUUGCAACUUUCGGAAAUACUUUUGGUGGUGCCACUACGACAGCACCGGCCUUUGGAACUGUUGCACAAACUGUUACCACCACCUCAUCCACACCCAGCCUGUCUAGUUUUGGAGGAUUUGCAAAUGCAUCUAAACCUGCACAAGGAAUAUUUUUAUUUGGAUCUAAUCCAGCCACGACAACCCAGAGUUCAAACUUCUUUAAUGUAGGAUCUCAAACCAGUGGAGGCCAAGGAACCCUGCCUGGUUCAGCUGCUUUCACUUUUGGGCCUGGAGCAGCUUCCAGUGCCACUAAUGUGACAACAUCAACAAACACUACUCCAACUGCUACUGCAGCUGUAGCACCUGCAGCUGCCACCCCAACUUUUGGUGGAUUCAGCUUUACAGGUGGAGCAUCUGCUGCAGCCUCUGGUGCCCCUGCGCCAUCAUUAUUUGGCAAUGCAGCACCACCUCCACCAGUCUUUGGUACGCCUUCUGUGCCAUCUGCAACUCCAGCAACUCCUGCUUUUGGAGCGGCUAGUGCGCCAACUGCUAAUGUAUUUAAGCCACCUUCAUUCAAUUUUCCAUCUGGAGGAGCUCAGCAGCCAUUUUCCUUUGGAAGUAGUGCUCAGCCAGGCACUACUCCAGCAACUGGCUUUUCCUUUGGGCAAGGACAACCACCUACACAAUCUCAGUCACAGCCUCUGCAGUUCAAUCCAAAUGUACGACCCACAUUUAAUUUCACUGGAGGAGAAACUCCUCAGUUCACAGCUUCUGCUCCAGCAGCUCCCUCCCCAAAUCCUCAGCGGCGUGUUAAAAAAGCUGUGCGGCGCACACAACGGCAAUGAGUGCGUGGAAAAUUAUUGGUGAAUUACUUGGUUAUUCUACCUCUCUGUUUGGUAGUCAAUUGCAGAAUAUGAAAAAAAAAUUUCUAAAAGGAACACUUCAAAUUUCUGAGUGUUGUGCUAGAAAAAGACUGGUAGUUGUUCUACCAUGAAAAUUGAAAAUAGUGAAGGAACAUGUGUGAGAAAGGUAGUUUCGAUUUCAAGAUGAAUCGGUUGCAUCUGGAAGAUUCAUUAAUCAGUGACCUAUUUGUAAGAACAAAUUUCCUUGGUGUAGUUCAAGGUGGUUUGUUCCAGAACAGUCAGGCAUGGUUACAACUGUAUAGAUGUAAACUAUGCCUACUGUUUUCCUUCCCUCUUGUUGUGGAUAAGUGUUUUGAUGUGCUGGGCAUCUUCUACCCAGCUUAGCCUGCUGCAAACGAUCCUUGAUACGCUUAGUCCCAUAUUGAAGUCUCCUUUUGGUCAGGAGUCUUUCAGGUCAUUAUUAAUUUAUUAUUGCUCUAAUUUUGUUGUAGAAGUUUGAAUAAUGGGCAUCACUUUUAAGUCCAAUCAAAAUGCUAAGCGUGAGGGAACGUUACUGGCAGCAGCAGCAGCAGUUAUUCUUAGCGGUUGAAUUAAUUGCACUAGGGGUAGAUAAACAAUGAAACAUGUUUUAUAUAUAUAUGAAAAUAGAACACAUUGUGGCCUGGCCCAUAGAAUUUAUUUUGAAUUUUUAAAUUAGUAAGGCACUCAUAUUGGAGUGGGUGCAAUGAUACAAGGAAACUGUCUGUAAACAAUUGUAAUCAAUUGGAAACUGUCUGUCACAUUUGCUAGCCGGUGUCUGCAAAGGAAAAUUACCUUUUCUCCACUGGCAAGCAGCGACUCUGUGAUAUUCUACUGGGCCAGGUCGGCAGGCAGGCUCACUCCUUGACUACCGGCGCUGUUGUGACCGGGCUCAAAGCCUUUGUUUUUAUUUGUAAGAAAAGGGAUGAAUGUGAUGGCGUUGAUGUGUGGGUUGUUUCUUAAGAAAAAAAAGGUCAAAAAAUCUCUUGUGUUUGUGGGAGUUUUUAAAUGUUUAUUAGUUACGAAACAUUUGUGUGAAAGGAGUUAGACUGCUUGAUGUGUACAUACGAUGCUAAAUGUUACAGCCUUCUUUAUUUUUUUUAAUUAGUUGCUGAAAAUUUCAUCUGUACAAAAACAAAUUUCUAUUUGAACUUAGUACUUGUGUGUUAUAUUUUCAGAGCAGUAGAAGGUUGUGAAAUUGAAAUUUUGAAUAAAGUUGUUACAAGGAGGUGCAGGGAUAUAGCUUCCCUAUCUACUCUAGGGCCGGCUGUAAAUAGCUUUUUUCCUGCUGGUCGUUACGAUGAAGUUUUCAGCGUCAUAUAAAAAUAUAUAUAUAAUUGUGCCUUUAUUUUUUUCAUGGUGUUUAUGCUCCAUUUGUUGAAAUGUCAUAUGUCAUACCAUGAUUUGUGGUUUAUUAUGAUGUUCCUUGUGCUUGUUUGAAGUCUAUUAUUCGGUUUAUUGCUGUUUUGAUACUGACCAUUUCCAGGUUCUUCCACAUUUGUUUUUAUCACUAAUUCACCUUGACUGGAAAUUCAUAUGAUGACAUAUGAUAUUUUACAAUAAUCUGGAACAAAUAAGUCAGGUUGUUCAACUAGUGCAGGCAUAUGUACUGGUACAAUUGUUACACAGUUCAAAUUACAGAUUUGAUCCACAUGUUUUUGUCUUAUUUUGACCUAAAUGUUUGCCCACACUUCCCCUGUAGUGCUAUUAGAAAACAGAUAUGGAAGGCUACUAAUUUAAGAGUGGAGAUUUAAUGACAAAUGAAAUUUGAGAACUUUUGAGUGCUUUGUGUGAAUUUGAAUCUUUGUGGUAGUUUUUGAUGGUUUUUAUCCGUGAAUAAGUAUGCAAAGCGUGUCAGUGCAUAAGCCUGAGCACAUAUAUAUGUCAGGUACAGUGAAAUUUUGUUCUUUAUUGAUGUUAAAGCAGACUUAAUGGUUUUAUUUGAUGUCAUAUGGGCUAUUUUUACUUGUGUACCUGUGUAAUAUUUGCAAAACAUUUUCAGAUAUUUUUUUUUAGUAAUUUUAAUUUGAUUAAAUUAAACUUUAUACUUUUUAACAGUGAAAAGGCUAGCCAUGAGGCAUGACACUUGCUUUCUUGGAAGGUGACUGGGUAUCAUGCAUCUUCAUGGGAGGAUUAAAGUUGGAUAAAUUAUGAAUUUUCAGAAAAAAUGUAUGAGGCUGAAGCAACUUCAAGGUGUGGAAAGGGAGCUAUACAGUUAUUGUUCUAAACAAACAUAAUUCAGCAUGAAUAGCAGCAAGUGGCCAAACAGAUUUGAGUCUAGUACCUGUAUUUUAUGUAAAUCUUAUGUUGAUGGGUUUUAUUUACAGCUGUGUUCUUGUAGUUCUAACAUUGCUAUGACAGUUUAUACAGUUUUGUUUACAGAAGAAUGAAAAUUAAAUUGGCCUAUUCAAGUACAUGGAACAAAAGUCCUGUGUAUUCUGUGAGCCUUUCCUCUGCCCUUCUAUGCAAGCAUAUUUAUUGCAUGGUGCAGUGAAGAUGCUACCAGGUUUGGAACAAAUUAAUUAUCACAGGAAGAUUUUAUAUUAAUAAAAUCAAACCUAUCUUUUACAAGUCAAAUGUAAAUUAGUUUAGUGAAAAAAUUUUAAUCCUACCUCAUUGAUUUUUCAACUUCACUUACAUCGCUGGCUCAAUGUUACAAGGUUGUAUGUAGAACAGUGCUGCUUUUGAGAAAUAGGCUUUUAAACUUUUGAGUGCACUCAUAUCAUUUUUGUACCAAGAUCUAGGCUGUUCGCCCUACGCUGCGUCAAUGGCUGAGGUGCCGACAUUUCGGCCAACAUAUCGCGGUCGUCUUCCGGGCAGUACAGCUCUGAAGAGGACCGCGAUAUGUCGGUCGAAACGUUGGUACCUCAGCCAUCGACACAGCGUCACCCGGACAGCCCAGAUCAUGACUCUGGC